CACUCUUCAAUCCAUUUAUUCUCCCCCCUGAACGAUUCCAUUUAUCCGGGCUUUGCAGCUAGCCACGCCUCGUUUUUCUUCUCAAUAGUUGUCAGAGCCUCGGGUCACACGUUAGUUGUCGUGAGGCAUCUUCCACUCCCUUUCUUUCUCUCUGUCCUCCACCUUCUCAGGCUCCAGCAUCCUUUUGCAAAGGCUAGGUUAGGCUUUAAACCAUUUUGAGGUAUUUUGUGGGCACAGAGCGCUCUUUCAUCCGCCUGCGCGAGGCAGAAAAACAAACACAAAUCUCCACGCUUUUCUGCUAAAAAGUUCUCCGCUCAAAUUCCGACCAUGUCCGGCGAAGACGCACCUGCCCAACAGCAAAACGCCGAAGAGCAAAAGCAGCAGCAGCAGCAGCAGCAGCAGGAGACCAAGACGCCCGCCGAGUCCCCGAAAACCGAGAGCAAACCUGACCCACCGCCCACCAGCGCGUCCACCGAGGACGCCGCCGCCACCCCAGCGCCCGCCGCAGAGAAAGCCGCCGAGGAGGACACGUUCAGCUACCGGGCUCUGGUGCUCACCGGUUACGGCGGCUAUGAUAAGGUGAAGCUCCAGGUGAAGAAGGGCAAGCCGGCAAUCAAGAGCGGCGAGGUGAUGGUGCGCGUGAAAAUGUGCGGGCUGAACUUCGCCGAUCUGAUGGCGAGGCAGGGACUGUACGAUCGGCUCCCCUCGCCGCCGGUCACCCCGGGCAUGGACUGCUCCGGGAUCAUCGAGGCAGUCGGAGAAGAUGUGAAGGACAGAAAAGUGGGUGAUAAUGUUCUGGUUCUGAACCGGAGUGGACUGUGGCAGGAAGUGGUUGUGGUAGCAGCCACACAUACCUUUCUGAUGCCCGAGGGCAUGAGCUUUGAGGAAGCAGCAGCAAUUCCUGUGAAUUACAUCACUGCCUAUAUGAUGCUCUUUGAUUUUGGACACCUUCGUCCCAACCAGAGUGUACUCAUCCAUAUGGCAGCAGGUGGGGUGGGUAUUGCUGCCACUCAGCUAUGUAAAACGGUAAAUGAUGUCACAGUGUUUGGCACCGCCUCCGCCAGCAAACACGAGGUCAUCAGCCAGGGCGGAGUCACGCACCCCAUCGACUACCGGACACGUGAUUAUGUGGAGGAGGUCCGUAAAAUAAGCCCCAAAGGAUUGGAUAUUGUUCUUGAUCCUCUUGGAGGCUCUGACACCCAUAAGGGCUACAACCUCCUGAAACCAAUGGGGAAGCUCAUCAGCUACGGUGCCGCUAACAUGUUGGCGGGCCAGAAGAAGAACCUGUUUGCCGUGGCUAAGACCUGGUACCAGCAGUUCUCUGUACACACCCUCAGCCUGAUCCAAGGCAACCGAUCUGUGUGCGGGUUUCAUCUGGGAUACCUGGACUCUGAGACUGAGCUCAUUUCUCAGGCCAUGACGGCGAUUCUGGACCUGUACCGACAGGGCAGGAUCAAGCCCCGAAUUGACUCCACCUACCAUCUAGAACAGGUCGGUGAUGCCAUGCGUAGGAUGCAGGAGAGGAACAACAUCGGUAAAAUCAUCCUCACCACCGAACCCAUGAAGGAGGAGGAGAAGAAAGAGGAGGCCAAGAAAGAUGAGGAGAAAAAAAAGGAUGACAAGAAGAAGGACAAGAAGAAGGAUGAGGCCAAGAAGGAUGAGAAAAAGGAGGAGAAGGAAGAGACCAAGAAGGAGGAAAAGAAAGUGGAUGAGAAGGAAGAAGCCAAGAAAGAGGAGAACUGAAAGAGAACCACAGGCCGAAAAAAUAGUGGAUGUGCUUUGUGUCAGUGUCAGGGGUUUUGGGAGUGGUCUGCGUGUGUAUGUGUGUGUUAUUUGAGUGUGUGUGUGUGUCAUUUGAGUGCGUGCGUGCGUGCGUGCGUGCGUGCGUGCGUGUGUGUGUGUGUGUGUGUGUGUGUGUGUGUGUGUGUGUGUGUGUGUGUGUGUGUGUGUGUGUGUGUGUGUGUGUGUGUGUGUGUGUGUGUGUGUGUAUAUGGGGGGUGUAUUGUUUAAUUGGCUCAACCCCAGGUGAUUCCUCUGACAUUAAAACCACAUUUCUGCAAUCAUUCAGAAACACCUUAUGUUCACACACACACAUAUACAGCAAGGGAACACACCACUUAAUUGUUCUAUUGUAUCCUGGUAGUAUUUAUUCCCAGUUCCUCUGCGUUUUGCUGAGCCCUUUCUAACUCUUUCGUAUGACUGCACGCUACCGAGGUGUGUUAGCGCAGUAUUAUCCUUUUUAUAACUAUCACUUCAGUGUUUACUCAACCAACAUCUUCAAUUACAUGGUAAAUAAUCUUAUCCAGCACCCUGUUAAAAUAUACUACCAUUUUCUCUAUUACUCCUGCCAAACUAAUGCACUAUAAAAGUAUUGUAUUCCAUUUGAAAAUCUCUAUCUUUGUAGACACAAACCAAAAAAAAAACUCCCACAUUCGUUCUCUACACUCCUCCGUGUCUUUGAGUACUUGCCUGUGAGACAGUCGAACACUCCCUGGGGUUCACGUGCUAAAGCCUGUGUUAUGCUGGAGCCCCGUUUCUGUGAAAACAGCCCUUUUUGCCAAACCCCUCCUUUUUUGAUUUUUGUUUUGGAGUGGGUGCACUUGUUUGAUUUGCCGUACGUCAUCAAAAGUGUGCUCGAUUGCUAGUUCGAACAGUGAAAGAGCUUUCUGUGCCCACUGGCACACAAAACAAGUGCACCCACCUACAUUCCCAUUGUUAAUGUUGUUCUCCCAUUGGACCAGACUCACUGAUAUGCACUCUGCCCCAUACGCUGGAGGAGUCAGGGUAGUUUCUGAUUGGCUAAGAGGGACAAGAAGCUUCUGUGAUGCACCCCAAAUAACCCAUAUUGGCAUUAAAGAACCCCGUCAACACCUUUUUAAGCUUGAUGGGAACAACCAUGAGGGUGGCUCAGGCUUCAGUGGCUAGCUGAUCAAUGUGUCAUGUCAUUAGACCGGGCAAGUGCCAGGAUUUUAAUGAGCUUAGCUGGCAAGCAGGAUCAAUUAUAGACUAUAUUCUCUCAGCCAUUUCCCAUCCCGCUCGCUCUCUCUCACUCUCAUUGUAUAAACUCUAAGAUGUGGAAGCAACGGGUCAGAUAAAGACAGGAGUGGCCUUUCAUUCCUGAACCUCCUACAGGAUUCCACAGGAUCCUGGUGCUUUUCCUCCCCUCAUUCCCGUGACUGAUCACCAUCCGAUCGGUCUGACCUGCAGCACACUCGCUGCAUAUAACAUUUAAAUAUGAUCUGCACUGUCUGGCCCUUCUAACUCCACUUUCUCUCCUUCUGUUACCCUUUUCGUCAUCAUGGUUGGCAUAGCAACAGCAGUUAGGCCAGUUAGAGAUGACAGUCAGGUCUCACCCCCACAUACCCGAUAGACACAAACAUGCAGCAUUGUUAAUCACAGCUAGCUUCUUUCUCCUUAUGCUUUGAAAACCUUUUAAAAAUAAAUUCUGUCAUCACUUUUUCAUCUUCAUGGUGUUUCAAACCUGUUGUGACUUUCUUUUUUUCUUGGAACACAAAAGGAGAUUUCAGGCAGAGGGUUCAGUCUCAGUCUUCAUUUACUUGUAUUGUAUAGAAAAUAAUAUGCAAUAAAAGGGUGUGGUGACCGAGGCUAAAAUUCUGCCUAAUAUCUCCUCUGUUCCACGUAAGAAAGAAAAUCACGAAACCAGCUUUAAAACAUUGUAAAAGAUAGUCCACCCCAAAUGAAAAUCAGCUAUCCUUUCUUGAGGUUUUAUUUUAGGGUGUUUAAAUAUCUGAGGGAUCUGGCCACUCCCUCUGCUGCUGCUAUGAGACUGUCACUUAAACCCUCUGGCUCCUCCCACCUAUUUGUCAGAGAGCAGUUAUCUACUGCCUCUGCUGGUGAAUUAUAUGCAUUGCAGUGCUAUCAUUCAAGCGUUCAAGACACCUGCUGACCACUCUCUAUUCCUUUUUGCACUGAGUGGUUCAUUUCAGUGAUCUACCUUAGUGUUUAUGUAUGAAUCAAACCGGACCCCUCUUGUAUAAGUGUGUUGGUUGUGUAUGAGUCAGUGCGUAUGUUCGUUUCUGUAUAUGACCGCCUGUCCUCAGGUCUGUUGUCAAAUUUGAAUUCAAAUGUUUUUUUUCUUCCUAUCACUCUACCUCCCUCAUACUACCAUAUGCUACCGGAUGGCAUUUUAACAGUCUCUCUUACUCUUCUCCUGUAUCAAUUUCCAACUUUCAUGAUCACUCUGAAAUAUUCAGACUCCUAUGAAUUGCCUGUGUUGGUUUGCUAUCGUUUACACUCUGCUUGCACUUAUAAAGAUGGCAGUUCUGCUCCCAAUCCACCGUUUCUCUGAUUCCCUUCCACAUUUUUGCUCAGGCCCUCAGUUUCCGCACAUUCAGUUGCAUUGUCUCUCUCCCACCAACAAUCUCACUCUUUAUCCCCCAUUAACAAGUGUUUUAACAUGCAUAGAAGGCUGUAUUGUUUGAUGCAUGCUCAUGUUUACAUAAUCCGUAUAUAACGUGCAGAUAAUUUCGCACUCCAUUAACUAUUCUGGCUCAGAAUGCACUGGAGUGGGUGUGGCACUGCCAUACUAGUCUGUAGAGUCACCCCAUUCACACUUACGGCCUGAAACUGAAUUCCGAUCCAGUUUGAUUUGUGUAUCUGGAGGUUGAGUUUCAAUUUUCAUUUUUUUAUUUUUUUGUUAUUCUCCACUGUUUCUCUUCCUGUGUUUCUGUGGAUGGUGACUCAGAGCACCAUGUGAACCUAACUAACCCUUCAGUGAAAAAAAAAAAAAAAAAAUCUGUCCUCUUUGUAUUUUGUUUGAUCUCAUUUGUUUGUUUGUUUUUGUUGUCUGCACUCAAGUAGUUUGAGUUCAAAAGGCUUUGCUGCAGUUCCUCUAAAAUGUGAUGAAUCAUGUUUCGUUGGUCCUGACCAAGUGUGCCAAACGUUCCUGAAGGCGUGACCUUCGCUAUAAAUGUGCUUACUGUACUGAGGAAAAAAAAGAGAAUGAAAGAUGAAAUUACGUAACUUUCUUUGGUGAUUGUUGAAGUGACCUCGCAGUUAAAAUAUCAAGAUUGUGAUUGCGCUCCUGUCGUGUGUGGUCGACUACGCCCUGGAUAUUAUUGGUGCUGACUGAUUUCCAACUUUUUUUUUUCGCUCAAAUCCAUGCAAAACCUCUCGUUCUCACUGUGCCUCAGUCGUAGACCAACACCAGAUUGCCUCAUGCACGUUUACACGCAAAUACAUGCCAGUCCCUCCCCUACACCCUGUGUCAGCUCUGCUGUCUUGAAGGGCUGAUAACUCUUUCCCACUUAUCUGAGCACCACCAGAUCAGGUGCACUGUUGUUUACGGAUACACUGCUGUGUAUUUUGUGUGUUCAUAGGUUAUUAGGCAGGUCGAUAGAUGGCAUAUUUGCUAAUGUAACCCAACAAAAAGAUCCAGUAGCAGCCAGAACAAACUACACUGCAAAAAUCAUUUUCUUAAUCAGUAUUUUUGUCUUGUAAAAACAUCUGUAGAACUUGAAGCACAUUUGUGAAAGAUAUCAAUACUUGUUUGCAGAGAAUAUAUCUUGAAUGGCAUUUAUUUCUCUUAACCAUUUGGGAAAUUUGUAUUCGUGUUGUAAGCAUAAAACAUCAAAAGUAAUGUUCUGGGUUCAAUACAAGUUGAGCUUAAUCGACAACAUUUGUGACGUAAUGUUGAUUACCACAAAAGAUAAUUGCGACUCAUCCUUCGUAUAUUAAAAAGAAACUCAAAUCGCAGUUACAGUAAUGCACUUACAAUGAAGUGAAUGGGGCCAAUAAUGUAACCGCGAUUUUUGCUUUUAUAAUUUAAAUAAAUGAGGCACAAGACAAAAUUAGUUUCUCUGGUUAUCUAUGCUACAAAUUCUGUCGAUUGAGCUGAACUUGUUAUGAACCUGGAAUAUAAACCUGGAAUUUUAAAAACAAGUCCUCUAUGCCAGUGGUCUAAGAAGGGCUUAAUUCAAGAAAUAUCCUCUAAAAACAAGUAUUUUUAUCCUUUUCAUUUUGCUUCUCAAUAAAAAAAAAAUGUAAAAAAAAGUCAAAGAUGUUGAUGUAUUUUUAUUAGUAAUAAAAACAAAAAUAUGCUAAUUUAAAAAAUAAUAUGCAGCUUCAUUUACGUGAGUGACGUUUGAGUCAUUUUAGGCCACAAAUCUUUUUUGUCAGGUAUUAACAGCUUCGUCCAGUUCAGUUGUGCAGUGAUUUAUUGUUAGUUACUUUCUCAAUAACCGUAAAAAUCCAGUGGGUCAUCUGAACAUUCUAGUUCAUGACCAAACCCUGCGGUGUCAUUUUAACAUGCAUUCCAACAGCAGUAUUCCGAUUCUGGAACUCAGCUGCUUAUGACAUCAGAGUGGCUGUAGAUUAGAUUUCAUCCCUCUGCGGUUCUUUAAUUCUGUCUGCAUGGCUAACGUUAAUCGCCGCUAGGUCUGUUCAGCGACCGCAGGCAACACACACCCAAUAACAAUGACAUCUGGGCUGGAAAUGCUUGCAUUAAAUCUCUCAAGGUUUAGACGUCAUAAGAAGUUGGUUUGGAGUGUUCUCCCUUUUCCUUUUUGAGUGCAUACAGCUCCACAAUGAUCUCAGCUGCAGGUGUGAGUGCCUCAAGCGGAUAUGGAAUUGUGGGACUGGAAGCUAGAGAGAGGCUCAGAUAGAGCCAAGCUGCUUCCUUUCUCAGUCCCUCAAUCCAAUAGCUUUCCCAGAACAGGAAACACCCCUCAGGUUUGCAGAGUGCAGAAUUCUGGUUACACAUGCAGCCUUGGACAACGCUGAACAACAUGUCUAGACAUUAGAUUCAAAACUUUAAUUUAGUAUGCCUAUAUUUCACAGUUUAGUAUGCCUGUAUGUGCCAGCAGAGAAAUAUAAUUAAUAAAAUCACUAAUUAAAUUAAACUAUUGAAAUUAAAGGGAUGUGCACUCAAAUGAAAAUUUGGUCUUUAAAUUCAUGUUGUUGCAAAUGUUUAUGACUUUAUUCUAUGGAACACAAAGGAAGAUUUUAGACAGAAUGUUGUCCUCAGUCACCUUUCACUUCCAUUAUAUGGAAGAUUCAAUAAAAGUGAAUGGUGACUGAGACCAACACUCUUUGUGGUGCAUGGAAGAGAGGGAGUCUUUCUGGUUUUGAAACACGUGAAACUACACACAACACACUGGCAAUGAUGCACUUUAAUGUGCAUUCAAAUGCAUACAGGGAACAAAGAUGCAUGGUGACUUCAAAAAUGUCGAUUUUUGUGACUGCACAAGGCGCUGUUUGCACUCUGCUUGACUUUUCUACUAAAGAGCUAAGCAGAGGUACCAGCUGAUGUGCCCGUUUACCGAUUGGCUUAUACAUUUUAAAACCCCUAUCCGUAGGCAUUAAGUCAACACCCCCUCCACACACGUCAGAGAAGCACUGCGGGUUGUUUGUUGUUGUUUGUGCUUUGAAACCUUCCAUCAGAACUUUCUCCAUGUCAUUUUGAGAAUCUGAAGUGCUGCUGUUUCUGUGCUUGACUCUGGGUUGGUUGGACUGCGUGUGGUCUUGAGGACCGUAGAGUUCAUAACGCUUCUGUGUGUGAUGUGACCAUUUUGCCUUACAUGUUUUCCAGGACUAAUUAAAGAGCAUAACUAAAAAAUAAA
This is a messenger RNA of Xyrauchen texanus (razorback sucker), 7580 nucleotides long. RefSeq names its product synaptic vesicle membrane protein VAT-1 homolog. NCBI's taxonomy places the organism in Eukaryota, Metazoa, Chordata, Actinopteri, Cypriniformes, Catostomidae. The coding region runs from base 328 to 1743 and encodes 471 amino acids. The record is from RefSeq and is a predicted model, not a curated record. The transcript has 6 exons. Gene Ontology annotation, molecular function: zinc ion binding; oxidoreductase activity.